Molecule: messenger RNA, 870 nt
Organism: Helobdella robusta
Lineage: Eukaryota; Metazoa; Annelida; Clitellata; Rhynchobdellida; Glossiphoniidae
Exons: 5
Coding region: 1-870 (289 amino acids)
Biological process (GO): regulation of transcription by RNA polymerase II; neuron differentiation
Cellular component (GO): nucleus
Molecular function (GO): DNA-binding transcription factor activity, RNA polymerase II-specific; RNA polymerase II transcription regulatory region sequence-specific DNA binding
Source: RefSeq, a predicted model, not a curated record
AUGGUGGUGUUGUGUGCUGGCUGUGAUGCGCCCAUCCUGGACAAGUUUCUCCUGAAUGUUCUAGAUCGCACAUGGCAUACUGACUGCGUGCAGUGUUACGAUUGCAAAACUGUUCUCACCGAAAAGUGCUUCUCCAGAGAUGGCAAACUUUACUGCAAGAUGGAUUUUCAUAGGUCUGUUGCUGUUAAGUGCGGCGGUUGUGGCCAGGACAUCUCAGCCACAGAACUCGUGAGGAGGGCGCGCGAUCGCGCCUACCACCUCAAAUGUUUCACUUGCAUCGCCUGUGGCAAGCAGCUAUCAACUGGAGAGGAGUUGUACAUGUUGGACGAAGCUCGCUUCCUCUGUAAAGAUGACUACCUCGUUAAAUUCAGACGUAUGUUUAAACAUGGCAUUAACAAUGGUGACGAUGAUGAUGAUAACGAAAGACAGACAGACGAUGAUGAUGAUGAUGAUGACGAUGAUGAUGACGAUGAUGAUGACGAUGAUGAUGAUGACGAUGAUGAUGACGAUGAUGAUGAUGGAAGUGAUAUGACAAGCAAACGCCGAGGGCCCCGCACAACCAUCAAAGCAAAGCAGCUGGAAACGUUGAAAGCUGCAUUUGCGGCCACACCGAAACCAACGCGCCACAUCAGAGAACAGCUGGCACAAGAAACUGGACUCAACAUGAGGGUCAUUCAGGUCUGGUUCCAGAACAGGCGAUCAAAAGAACGACGGAUGAAACAACUGAGUGCUCUUGGUGUUCGUCGUCAGUUCUACCGCAAUCCCCGGAGGUUGAGGGGUUUGAGGCCCGGAGAUGACCUCGUUGAUGAACUGGGUCAACCAGGGUUCAACUAUUUUGUAGGUCAGUUCAAGUUGUGCUCUGUUAAGUGA